AUACAUCAACUGGGAAUAACUGGCCUUGCUCAGCCAGCUUCCUCCGCAGACUGCUACUUGGCUGUUGGAUCUUCUCCUUGGGGGCUCCACUCCCAGAAGUGAAUUUCAGGGGUCCCCAGGGCCUUCAAGGCCUCGGUUUUGCUCUGCUGCUCUUCUCUGCUGCCCCUUCUCUCGCAGGCAUGAGCCUGGCCCACGCCACUGUGCUCCUGUGGGCCUGGGGCAGUCUCCUGACCUUUGAGAUUGUGGAGAAGGAGAACAUCUUUCAGAAAACCCCCUGCCCAGCUUUCCUGAUGUUUGACAACGCAGCCUACCUGACCGACAUGAGCUUUGAGCUCCCCUGCCACUGUAAGCCUGAGGAGGUGCUGGCUGUGGUCUGGUACCAUCAGAAACACCUCGGCAGCACCCACACCCAAGUGCUGACGGACUUCGACGGGCGGGUGCUGACUGAGGCAGCGGCGCAUGUGCGUGUAGGCAGUGACAUGCUGGCCCGCUUCAGCAUCCGGAUGUUCAGUCUGCUGGUUUUCCGGGCCCAGCCCGAGGACUCGGGCCUGUACUUCUGCGGCACCCGCAAGGGGGACUACUUUUACGCCUACGAUGUGGACAUCCAGAGUAGUGAGGGCAUGGUGGCCAGCUUCAGGGACGAGGGCCAGGAGCCCUUUGAAGAUGAGUACCAUGGGGAUCUCCGUGUUUUCACCACCUUCUGGGAGUGGACCCCCUGUGACCGCUGCGGGGUGCGUGGGGAGCAGUGGCGGAUUGGCCUCUGCUAUCUCCAGAGCCCAGACCUCUCCCCACGCUACCGCCAGACGCUGCCCAACGCGGUGUCCUGUGGCUCGCAGGCGGUGCCCCGGAAGCUACGAGCCAGGGCCAAGCACCACACGCCCGAGCUGCUGGUUCGCAGCUGCCUGGUGUCCUGCGAGAGGAGGCAGACGGUCCACCUGGGCCUACUGGCCAUCUUCAACUACGUGUCCAAGGCGGGCCGCCGGCCCUGGGUGCCCCAGGUGCCCAUCCAGUUCCACCAGCAGAUGCUGGGCCACGGGCUCCUCAUCUCCUGCCCUGGCGCCCGGCCAGAGCAUGCCGUGGCCUGGGACAAGGACCGCCAGCAGCUGUACCGCACACAGUACCUGAAGGAUGUCAACAGGUCCAUGCGGGUGUUCAUUGACCACGGCAACCAGCUGCACAUCCGCUUCACCCAGCUGAGUGACCGGGGCAUCUAUUACUGCUGGCGCCAGGGGGUGCGGGUCGCCGGGUUCCGGCUGGCUGUGAAGACCCGAGGGCACUACCACGCCUCCUUCUCAGACCCCGAGACUCGCGCUGUCCUGCAACUCAUCCUGCUGGGCUAUGCCCUCAUCACAGCCACCUUCGCCACGGUUCACCUCUGUCGCUGCUGCUGUUACUUUUUUCGCUGUUGCCCCAACCUCUCCCCCUAGGCUCUCUCGUCCCCCGCUCGGAAGCCCAGCUGUGCUAAGACAUCUUUGUGCCAUCA
This is a messenger RNA of Echinops telfairi (small Madagascar hedgehog), 1483 nucleotides long. RefSeq names its product family with sequence similarity 187 member A (gene FAM187A). NCBI's taxonomy places the organism in Eukaryota, Metazoa, Chordata, Mammalia, Afrosoricida, Tenrecidae. The transcript has a single exon. The record is from RefSeq and is a predicted model, not a curated record. The coding region runs from base 180 to 1427 and encodes 415 amino acids.